UAGACAGCCUUCCCAGUGCUCUUUGCGGCAUGAAAUAAUAACCUUAAAUAUACGAUGUAUUUGUCUUCUGCUAACCCCUCCCGUAACACGCUUCGAUUCCUACUUGCGUAUGAUAAUCAGUCAAUCAGUUCAUGAGUCCUUAGCAGAAAUGCUUUCGAGUAAGAUUCUAAUUCUAGUUAUCGUAGUGGCUUUGCUGAUCUUUGUUCAUCAGAGUGACGCUUGGCGAAGACGUCGCCGUCGCAGAUGUCCAGUGCGAGAUUGUCAAGUCAGUUCUUGGUCUUCCUGGAGUUCGUGCAGCACAUCGGAGUGCGGACAGCGAGGAUUACAAAGCAGAUCAAGACAAGAAGAAUCUUCUGCGUCUUGUGGAGGUGCACAAUGUCCUGACUUACACGAAACACGGCAAUGUUAUGGCAAUACACCGCGAGAUUGCCAAGUCAGUUCCUGGUCUCCCUGGAGUUUCUGCAGCGCAGCCCAGUGCGGACAACAAGGAUCACAAAGCAAAUCGAGAACGGAAAAAUCUUCUUCGGCUUGUGGAGGUGCAGAAUGUCCUGACUUACACGAAACACGGCAGUGUUAUGCCAGUAAACGGGUCGAUUGCCAACUAAGCUCGUGGUCGGAGUGGAGUGCCUGCACCGUUCCCUGUGGAGUCUCAGGGACACAGCACAGCGCUCGUCACAGGAUAGUGACCGAGCAAUGUGGCGGAACAUGCACGUCUACGUUUCGUAAAACACGAGCCUGCCCAGACCUCAGCUGUUUGAACGGAGGAAGUUUAAAAGAUGGCACAUGUUUCUGCAAGGAAGGAUAUUCUGGAAAUUGCUGUGAGAAAAAAGGCUUCGAUAAAGACUUGUUUUGUGGAAUCUUCAUCCCAGCUUGUGUGAUGCUUGGAAUUGCAAUUGCCAUAAAAUGCUGGUGGACGGAAAUAAAGGAAUGCAUACACAAUAGAUCUGGACGCCAGGUACAUACAACAAAUGGAUGACGCUAAGAGUGGAAAAAAAGUAGCUUCCGAUAUGAUUCCGAAGUGAUUAGAAUUCUUUAUAUGGAGUACAUUCAAGCUUGCCACUGAAGUGACUUGGAUAUCGUAGAGUAAACUAGAAGACAAUACACCACAAAAUUGCUAGUGCUUUAUAAUAAAAACAAUUUACAUUUAGUCCAGAAGUCACGAUCUCUUUGUAACUACAAUAUAUUAAGACAGCCUGUAAAGCCAUAAAUUUAUUUUGUAACCUUUUGCUAAAUAUACAAUUCAAGAAUAUGUACCCUAGUUUAUGUUUCUUGUUGAAUGUAGAAGUAUUUUAAGCCUACUUGUAACUGUGAUGAAUAGUGAACUGAUAAUUUUGCAACUCUUCGGUGAGGUUUUCUGUUUAUAAUGUAUGUCCUUUAGUGUUGAAUUUGAAUAAUCUCAAACUAUAAAUAACAUACGCGGUGCAAAACAUUUAUAUCCAAGAAAAAGUUAUACUUCAGUUAAGUUUUAAUCCUGUGUUAACGUUAACCGGUUUUCGAACAACCCGGCCGAGAUUUGUAACUACGAUAUAUUAAGCCAGUCCGUAAAUCUAUAAAUAUAUUUUGUAACCUUUUGCUACAAUUCAAGAGUAUGUACACUAGUUUCUGUUUCUUGUUGAAUGUAGAAGUAUU
Orbicella faveolata is the source of this 1629-nucleotide messenger RNA. RefSeq lists its product as uncharacterized. NCBI's taxonomy places the organism in Eukaryota, Metazoa, Cnidaria, Anthozoa, Scleractinia, Merulinidae. The record is from RefSeq and is a predicted model, not a curated record.